This is a messenger RNA of Acomys russatus (golden spiny mouse), 1144 nucleotides long. RefSeq names its product apolipoprotein O like (gene Apool). NCBI's taxonomy places the organism in Eukaryota, Metazoa, Chordata, Mammalia, Rodentia, Muridae. Gene Ontology annotation, cellular component: MICOS complex. The record is from RefSeq and is a predicted model, not a curated record. The transcript has 9 exons. Bases 83 to 880 code for a protein of 265 amino acids. Gene Ontology annotation, biological process: cristae formation.
GCUGUGAUGACGCAAGUCAAAUUGAACUAUUUUGUCCCUCUGAGCGCUCCGUCGGAAAAUUUGAGCGGAGAGGGUCAUAGGUAUGGCGUCCUUUAGGAUGAGAAAGUUGAUAACCAUGCCUGCAGGUCUGAUAUAUGCAUCUAUAAAUGUACAUCUGGCCAAAGAAGAAGAACCCAAAAAGAAGCUACUGAGACCAGAACAGCUUCCAAUAUAUGCUGCACCACCUCUCAAUUCUAAAUAUGUUGAAGAAAAGCCUGGUUAUCUACAAAUGGGUUUUGCAUCCAUCCGUACUACAACUGUUCAUUAUAUUGGCUGGUGCAAGGGUGUUUAUGUCUUUAUAAAGAAUGGGAUAAUGGAUACAGUACAAUUUGGAAAAGAUUCAUAUGUCUAUCUGAAGAAUCCUCCUCAAGAUUUUCUGCCCAAAAUUGGAAUAAUUACAGCUUCAGGACUGGCAGGUUUCAUUUCAGCAAGAAAAGGUUCUAGGUUUAAGAAGAUUGUUUAUCCACUAGGACUGGCCACGUUAGGAGCAACAGUGUGCUACCCAACUCAGUCAAUAAUACUUGCAAAGAUAACUGGGAAAAAUGCAUAUGCUACAAGCCAACAAAUUUACCAAGCCAUUAAGUCACUGUGGACAAAAAAAAGUAAAGAAGAAUCACUCCCUGAACCAAAAGGCGAAACUAAGGUAGGAAGUCCUGGUGAAAUACAUGCCAAAACACCUGACCUGAAACAUUCAGUGUCUUUGCCAAAGGGACUUGCUUCUGUGACAAAGAUUAACUCAGAACCCACUCCAGGUACUACACAGUUUAUGCCUGACCCCAAGCUCAUGGACCAUGGGCAGUCUCAUCCAGAGGAUAAAGAUAUGUACAGCACUAGAAGCUGAAGUAGAUUACAGCGGGAGGGAGCCUGCAUAGAGAGCUGCAAGAUGUACUAAAUUGCAAACAAUGAUGAAAAAGUAUGCAACAAAUGGGUCACUUAAAGAGCAUGACUUGAAUUUUUCCAUGACAUUUUCAAAUAAACAGUUUGGACAAUGAUGAAAAUGGUUAAGCCAUAAAUUAUUGAAUGCAACACAAUAUUAAGUGAUUGGUGAGGGAAACGAGAUAUAGAAAUACUAGGAAUACAUUUCAUGACUUGUAAGAGAAUUUAC